GCUUGUAGUUACCUUUACGUUGGCGGGGUGUUGUCUUGCUGGCAUUUUUUGUUCCUCUUAACUAGCUCGAGAAAAUGGUUGUGUAAACGGGUCUAGGGACUCCAGAGACGUAUAAUUCGUAGAUUUGUAUUGCACAGACAAUAACAGAUUAGACCAAAUUUGUGACCGACAGAUUAACUCACCGUAAAGUAUAAGCGACAAAACCUAAAACGAAACAAGUUUGCGAAUGAAGCAAAACUGCAACUUGUUCAUACGGGUUCUAGAGAGUUAACUAUGCUAGCUAGCAUAUGUCGGAUGGGAACGUCAGAUAUGGCAUAGCAAGCUUUAGCUAGAUAUCUGUUUUUUCUAAAUUGACCAGCGAGUCAGGAGCGGACAUUUAUUGAUACUGGGCAGGGGCUUUCCUCUGACUUUGUUCACGUCUUCUAUGUGGUUGGAUUUAGUUCUCUGUUCAGCUCAAAUCAAACGGCGUGAAAGAAACAGAAGCUGAUGUCACAGUGAAGUGCGCAUUAUAGCACACGUAUCCGUUAGCAAGGCUGCUCUGAUACUGCUACCCGGCUAGUGAGUAUUGCAAAAUAUUAUUGCCUGGAUUUUAGGUCCUAUAUUUGACGGGAGCUAUUGUUUAUCAUCAGAGGAGAUUUCGUCUUACAGAAUGCUGGGACCUCCAUUAGUCACUGGCCUUUGUUGACAAAACGGACGUCGAUUUGCGAAGUAAACAGGGAGUGUGUAGUUUAUGUUCGCUACACAUGAUCAACUAACAGUGAAUUCGAAAUACUAGUACUCUCUCCCGUUGGACUUGCAACGAUUGAAACAAUCAAUUGGACGGUGGAUCAACCAUUUCAAAGUUACUAUGCUAACGCUAGUCAUCAAAAGGAAAUGGUCGCAGUGCAUGAGACAACGUUAGAUCUUGAAUUUACAAUCACUGAAGGUCGUGAAGAAGAGUACUGUUUCGUAUAGCGUUGAACGAGUGACCGUCUAGCAUCAACCACUGGGACCAUUAAUGCAAUUUUAACAGCACCUAUUUGCUAGCUUUAUAGCUAGCUAGUUUGGUGGGGACGUUGGUAGCUGCACAUUCUCGGAAUUUGACCUGAUUAACACAGACUUUCCACGAGAGCAUUCUGCGAGAGCACAAUGUCUGAGAAUCAGGGUAAUGUCAACAACAACAUCCCCCUUAACAACAAUGGCGGGGCGAACAGGAUCAGAAACCCUAACAUCAACCAAAACCCUCUCAUCAACGUGCGAGAUCGACUCUUUCACGCCCUGUUCUUUAAGAUGGCAGUGACUUAUGCACGAUUGUUCCCACCAUCAUUUCGUCGGAUAUUCGAGUUCUUCGUCCUAUUGAAGGCUCUGUUUGUGCUCUUCAUCCUGGCCUACAUCCACAUCGCCUUCUCGCGCUCGCCCAUCAACUGCCUGGAGCACGUGCGGGAGAAGUGGCCCCGCGACGGCAUCCUGCGCGUGGAGAUCCAGCGCAACUCCAGCCGCGCGCCCAUCUUCCUGCAGUUCUACGAGACCGAGGGCUUCCAGGGCCUCGUCAAGGAGCCCGAGGGGGACGAACCCGGCCUGGAGGUGGAGGGGGUGGUCCGGCACGUCACUCCGGAGGAGGACGAGGAAGAGGAGAUGACCCUGGAGAUGUUUGACAACAGCUCUGUACAGUUUGAGCUGGACAUGGAGCCGCGUCUGAAGCCGUCUGUGCAGGCUGGAGGGUCCGGGCUGGGCCUGAACGACUCAGUGGAGCUCUCCUUCAGCCAGACGCCCACUAAAGGUAUGCAGCCGCUGCAGGAGACUGUCUCCGAGAUUGAGAUGCUAACGCGAGCAGUGUGGCCCCAGGAGGAGUACAUUGUGGAGUAUUCCCUGGAGUACGGCUUCCUGCGUCUCUCCCAGACCACCCGCCAACGCCUCAACAUCCCCGUCAUGGUGGUCACUCUAGAUCCGAUGAAGGACCAGUGCUUUGGUGACGGCUUCAGUCGAUUCUUGCUCGAUGAGUUCCUGGGCUACGAUGACAUCCUCAUGUCCAGCGUCAAGGCCCUAGCAGAGAACGAGGAGAACAAAGGUUUCCUGCGCAAUGUGGUGUCCGGAGAGCACUACCGCUUUGUGAGCAUGUGGAUGGCCCGCACCUCCUACCUGGCCGCCUUUGUUAUCAUGGUGAUAUUCACCCUGUCUGUCUCUAUGCUGUUGAGGUAUUCCCACCAUCAGAUAUUCGUUUUCAUUGUGGACCUGCUUCAGAUGCUGGAGAUGAACAUGACCAUCGCCUUCCCAGCAGCCCCUCUGCUUACAGUCAUCCUGGCGCUCGUGGGCAUGGAGGCCAUCAUGUCAGAAUUCUUUAAUGACACUACCACAGCUUUCUACAUCAUCCUCAUCGUGUGGCUGGCUGACCAGUAUGAUGCCAUCUGCUGCCACACGAACACCAGCAAACGCCACUGGCUCAGGUUCUUCUACCUGUACCACUUUGCGUUCUAUGCCUACCACUACCGCUUCAACGGGCAGUACAGCAGCCUGGCCCUGGUCACCUCCUGGCUCUUCAUCCAGCACUCCAUGAUUUAUUUCUUCCACCACUACGAGCUGCCCGCCAUCCUGCAGCAGAUCCGCAUCCAGGAGAUGCUGCUCCAGAACCAGCAGGCGGGUCAGGCCAACCAGACGGCCCUGCAGGACAACCUCAACAACAACACCACGGCCAGCAACGCCGCCAACCCCAGACCGGCAGCCAACGGCCAGCCACCGCAGCCAGGCGAGGCCCAGGCUUCAGCUUCGGCCUCCUCCGGCGCCCAGGCCUCCUCCAGCACCGGCGAGCCGCGGCCUGGCGUGCCGAGUGCAGACGUGGCCAACGAGCUGGACUGGAUGGCUGAGACGGCGGCCAUCUUGACUGAGGCGCUGGGCCCACAGCUGGGCGGGACGCUCCUGGAGACGAGCAGCCUGAGGGAGGGGGCGGUGCCACAGGAGCACCCCCUCAGUAUCGUCACAGAGAUCCACGUGGCCGGAGCUUCUGAGAGCACAGAGGCCUCUGGAGCUGCAGCAGCUGCAGCAGGAGGAGGAGUGGGAGGGGCCACCAGUCUGGUCGCCAUGGAGAUCAAAGCUCGGGGGUGUGCCCAGGGUGAGGUUCCCUGUGGCUCCGCUCUCCCUUCACACACAGACUCGGGGGCGUCGGAGGCGAGCGGUGUAGCAGUGGACACUCGACAGUGUGCGGACGGCGACACACACAAAGCCAGCCCCCCCCAAACCCAAACCACAUCCGACGCCCCCCCAACACCCACCUGAGUCUGCUGCCUGCUGCCUUUCCCCCCCUCUCCCCCUCGCUCACACAUCUCGCUCACACACCCGUCGCGUCUCACACACACUCAAGAGUUUGUCCAUGUGGUCCUCCUCCUCCUCCUCCUCCCGUGCUGCGCGUCGCCGCCUCAUCACUGGACACUCAUGCUGCAGACGAGGAGGAAACGCUGGGAGUGGCGGACACAAAGAGAGACAGAAAAAUAUUCAAACUAAAUUCAAAUCAGGCCCUUGCUGGCCGCCAAAGGGUUUCGGGGGUCAAAGCGAACGUUUUAGUUGUAGUUUUUUGGGCCUGAGCCGGACUGGCAGUGGUGGACGCAGCGAUGGUGGGAUGUUGCCGUGGGCAGUGACAUCAGCAGUGACAUCAGCAGUGACAUCAGUAGUGUGCUCAUCUGAGAGAGAGAGAGAGAGAGAGCCUGCGCUGUCCUUGUGUUUCUGUCUCCUGCUUCUCUUUGUUUUUUUUCUUUUCUUCGUUUUUUUCUUUUUUAACAAUCCUUUAAAAUCGAAAACAUGAUUCGUUUCAGUAGAAGAGUGUUUUCCCCUGUUUGCAUUUCGUGAUAAAAAAAAACUAAACAAAACAAACAAACAAACAGGUCUAUAGUAUGAUGGUUAUGUUUGUGUCCAUGGGCCUGUUCCUCUCUGUUCAGACGCAGUGUGUCUGUGGUCUAUUCCGUCUCACGGACUCUAACCAGCGUCCUCCAUUUGUUGUGUAGGAAGUUGCUAUGACGCCGGUGGUUACGCAACGUGAGCCUAGAAGCACAGGUGUAUCAGCUCGCUCUCUUCACUUGUGUGCGCGUGUGUGUGUGUGUGUGUGUGUGUGUGUGUGUGUGUGUGUGUGUGUGUGU
Messenger RNA from Clupea harengus (Atlantic herring), 4103 nucleotides. RefSeq names its product transmembrane protein 259 (gene tmem259). The record is from RefSeq and is a predicted model, not a curated record. Gene Ontology annotation, biological process: positive regulation of ERAD pathway; response to endoplasmic reticulum stress. Gene Ontology annotation, cellular component: endoplasmic reticulum. Lineage: Eukaryota; Metazoa; Chordata; Actinopteri; Clupeiformes; Clupeidae.